Ciona intestinalis (vase tunicate) is the source of this 1276-nucleotide messenger RNA. The record is from RefSeq and is a predicted model, not a curated record. NCBI's taxonomy places the organism in Eukaryota, Metazoa, Chordata, Ascidiacea, Phlebobranchia, Cionidae.
UAUUUCAAAUUUAACUUAUUGUUGUCGAGCCUUGGAUUCUAUUUCAUAUUAACAAGAUUUUAACUUUGUUGGUAAAUUAAACUUGAAAAUGCCGAUUGAAAACUUAGAAGAGGAAGGCUUGGCGAAAAUCCCGAAUCUUGAAAUUGCUCAACUCGAGUUCCAGCUAACUUUGGAUCCGUUGAACGCGAAAGUUAAAGAUGAGUUGCUCGCUUUUAUCAAGAAAGACAACAUGUCACCUUACUAUGAGAAAGUUUGCAAAGCUUUUGGAUUUAAGUUGGAUGAGGGUUUGUUGGAAAAGAUGAAAAAUGAAAACACAAAAGAACUUUCGAAACUUGACGAGAAAAUCUCUGAGGAAGUUGAAUACGAGUCCGAUGAAAAAGACGCGUUGUUGUCGAAAGCAGAAUUCCUUUGCAAGAUUGGGGAGAAGGAAGGAUGUUUAACAGUGUUCCGUAAAGCUUACGAUAAAACGAUCGCGUUGGGCCAUCGUCUCGAUAUUAUUUUCAAUCUUAUUCGCGUUGGUUUGUUUUAUUUGGACCAUGAUUUAAUUACAAGGAAUAUUGAUAAAGCUAAACAGUUGAUUGACGAGGGGGGCGAUUGGGAUCGAAGGAACCGGUUGAAAGUUUACCAAGGAUUGUAUUCGGUUGCCAUCAGGGAUUUCAAAUCUGCCGCAAAGUUGUUCCUUGAUACGGUAUCUACGUUCACGUCGUAUGAGUUAAUGGAUUAUCAAACAUUCGUUACUUAUACUGUGUAUGUUUGCAUGCUGGCGUUGGAUCGCUCCCAACUACGAGAGAAGGUUGUUAAGGGAUCGGAAAUACUUGAGGUUUUAUUCGAGGAAGAAGCAACGAAAGAAUUCUUGUUUUCGCUUUACGAUUGUCGAUACGGAAAGUUCUUCGUUAGAUUAGCUGAAGUUGAAAGUCGGAUGAAGAACGAUCGUUUCUUCCACGCGCAUUAUCGAUAUUAUGUUCGUGAGAUGCGUGUCAUGGCUUACACACAACUCCUUGAGUCAUAUCGCAGUUUAACAUUGGAAUAUAUGGCUAAUGCAUUCGGGGUAACGGUGGAAUUUAUUGACAACGAACUUUCCCGUUUCAUUGCGGUUGGUCGUCUGCAUUGCAAGAUCGACAAAGUUGGCGGAGUUGUUGAAACCAAUCGUCCCGACAGCAAGAAUUGGCAGUACCAAGAAACGAUCAAGAAAGGGGACUUGUUGUUGAACCGGGUGCAAAAGUUGUCGCGUGUUAUCAAUAUUUAGGUUGAAAGUAAAAUGUCAACUUUAUUUGGA